UAGCAAACUAUCUUAGUAACAUAAACUAUUCUGUCACAACAGGUGACACUGUAACAGCGUCUAUCGCAAAUCGCAAUCCACGUGCCUUCUGUAAUUCAACGCUGCAAAUUUUAAAUGUCAUUUUUGUGUGUUUUUUUAAUUCAUCCCGUCCUAACAAACCAAACAGCGGUGAUCGUCUACCGCCUCCUGUCAGCUUUAAAUUAAAUGUUAAAAAAACAACAGCUUAAAUCCUUAACAUUGUGACAAAUUAAAGCGUAAUUGAAAAACAUUAAGGAAGAUAUAAAAAUACAGUAUGGAAAUGUCAAGAACAACAGUGAAUGAUUCAACGAUCAAUUCCAAGUAUGAUUGUCUAUUAAAAAGUUCUAGAGUGUUAACGAUUCCACUUUUUAGAUGUGAUGAUCAAAUAUUCAAUACAUCCAUUAAACGAGAAUUUAUUGAUAAAAUAGACCCUUGUAAUGAUCAUCGGGUACAAUCACAAAUCGGGUGUGAUCAAGUAUUUAAUACAGUUAUUAAAGAAGAAUUUGUCGAUGAAAUGGACCAUAAAUCAUAUGAUCAUCAAUUGUUACAAAAUACGGGAAUUUUAUGUGAAGCUGGAGAAAAAGUAAAGACAAUUGAUAUAGAAAUUAAAGUUGAAAAAGAUUUUAUUGAUGGCUGUGAAUUUGAAGGAACAGUUGUUACUGAAAGCCACUCAUCGGAACUCAUUGCACGUAUGAAUUCGGACAAGAUAUCUAACUUACAAGAAAAUUAUCAAAAAUGUGACAUCUGCAAUUUAUCAUUUGAUUCAAAAGCACUUUUGACUAGUCAUAUGAAAAUUCAUACCAAUAAAAACAAAAAUACAUAUGUCUGCGACAUUUGCGAUGAAUCAUAUUCUAUGGAAUCUCAUUUGAAAGAACACUUACUGCUUCAUACCGGAAAAACCCCUUAUAAAUGUACCAUCUGUGAUAAAACAUUUCAUAUUAAACAAAAACUUUAUAUCCAUAUGAGAACACAUACUGGAGAAAAGCUAUACAAAUGUGAUAUCUGUAAUAAAACAUUGACUUCUUCGAGUAGUUUAACAUGUCAUAAAAGAAUACAUACUGGAGAAAAACCAUUUAAAUGUGAUUUCUGUGAUAAAGAAUUUGCUCGGUUACCAAAUUUAAAAAUGCAUAUAAGGACACAUACUGGUGAAAAACCAUAUAAAUGUGAUAUAUGUGAUAGAAGGUUUUCUGAAGCAGCAAGUGUAAUUAGCCAUAAGAGAACACAUACUGGAGAAAAACCUUUUAAAUGUGAUAUCUGUGAUCAAAGAUUUUCUUAUGCACAAUGUUUAAAAGAUCAUUCAUGGAAACAUACAAAUAAAAAACCUUUUAAAUGCAAAAUUUGUUCUUUGGAACUGACUAAGAAAUCAAGUAUAACCGUUCAUAUGAGAACACAUACAGGAGAAAGGCCGUAUGAAUGCAAUAUCUGUAAUAAACUAUUUACUCGUGGAGAACAUUUAAAAAACCAUAUAUUGACACAUAGUGAAGAAAAACCUUUUAAAUGCGACAUUUGUUCAAAAAGAUUUAGGGAAAAAAAAUAUGUUACUGAUCAUAUGAGAAUGCAUACUGGAGAUAAGCCAUUUAAAUGUGAGAUUUGUGAUAAAAGGUUUUCUCUAUCAUCGGGUUUAAAUACUCAUAAAAAGUCACACAUAGUAAUUAAGCCUUUAAUAUGCAACAUCUGUUCUAAAACUUUUUCCGAUAAACCAAAUUUAAUUCUCCAUAUGAGAACACAUACCGGAGAAAAGCCGUUUAAAUGUGAUAUCUGUAAUAAAAGGUUUACUCAAAGACACCAUUUAAAAUAUCAUAGAAGAACACACACAGAGGAAAAACCUUACGAAUGUGACAUUUGUUCUAAAUCAUUUAAUGUGAAAUGUAGUCUUAAAGAUCAUAUUGUAAGAGUUCAUGUUAGAGAUAAUUUAGACCAAUAUAAAUGUGAUUUCUGUGAUAAAACAUUAUUUUCUCUAAACAGUUUUAUAGGUCAUACGAGGAGCCAUACAGGGGAAAAGCCAUUUAAAUGUGAUAUCUGUAAUAAAGCUUUUUCUUUAGCAUCGUAUUUAAGAUCACAUAUAAAGUAUCAUACCAAUAAAAAAAAAUAAUAAAUCUGAUUAAAGGUUUUAGUACAUAUUUUGUGGUGACCCUCAGCCAAGUCCUGUGGUAACAGAGUAGUUGUAUAAUAUUGGUUGAUUUUUUUUGUGAUCAGACGAUUAUUCCCACUCUCUAUCUUAUAACUUUUUUUAAAUUGUACACCAUACAUCUUAUAUUCAAUUUUAUUAUUAGAUAAUUAUGGAGAAUGAACAUAAAAAUGUACAAUGUUUUAUAAUAAUAUAACAAUUGUAACUAAAGAACCUCUAAUGUAAGUUCACUUUUUUCUAAAACCUAUUCUAAAACAAAACUCAUAAUAUUAAUUUUGGCAUAGUUUCUAGGAUAUUAUUACUUUUACUGUUAGAUGAAAGCAUUAAGUUCAUAUAAAAACUAAUAUCGAAAAAAAGCCAUUUAAAUGUAAUCUGCAGGGCUCGAAAGUUGUAGCAAAUGCAUAUUUUUCUUGGUUCGUCCUAGAACAUCCAAAAUAAGAUGCAA
Messenger RNA from Myzus persicae (green peach aphid), 2591 nucleotides. Its product is annotated as zinc finger protein 883-like. Gene Ontology annotation, biological process: regulation of transcription by RNA polymerase II. The record is from RefSeq and is a predicted model, not a curated record. Gene Ontology annotation, cellular component: nucleus. Gene Ontology annotation, molecular function: DNA-binding transcription activator activity, RNA polymerase II-specific; RNA polymerase II cis-regulatory region sequence-specific DNA binding. Bases 293 to 2110 code for a protein of 605 amino acids. Lineage: Eukaryota; Metazoa; Arthropoda; Insecta; Hemiptera; Aphididae. The transcript has 5 exons.